CUCAAUUCUAACAUAACCUCAAAAUAAGAAUUAUUUAAAUCAUUUUUAUUUUGUUAUAAAAAUGUUAAGAAACUCUUUUCAAGUAUUUCGUUUAACAAAAACAUCAAUUAGAGAGUCCUCAACUUUAACUUCUCAAAAAUGGGAUCUUAUCUCGGCUGUCUGCAUCGAAAGACGGCCAACGUUAGCUCCGCCAUCGACGGGUUUACAAGAAAACUUUAAAAAGUACUUGGAUAAAGUCGAAUUGGAAAGGAGUCAUAAAUCCAAUCAUGAAAUAAGACACGAACAAGAUUUGAUACAAGCGGAGCAGCUUAAAAAAGGUGAUGGUGAUGUUGAUAUGGCGUUAAAACAAACUGCCCAAGAUUUUUUUGAUGCUAGUAGAGAGGAAUUAAAAAGAUUUAAAGUAGCUGAAAAAAUCACCGAGUGUGAUAAGAAAAACAAUGUUAAAUCGUUAAAUAGAAAACUUGAUAAACAUUUAGUGUUUGUUAUGAAACAAAAAAUUGGUAAUAAAGAUCAUUAUUUGUUACCACAAGGUCUUAGGAAGGAUGGUGAAAAUAUGCGACAGGCUGCCGAUAGGGUAAUUAAAGAAACUUUUGGAGGUGAUUUUAAAGUUCAAAUUCACGGUAACGCACCUUGCGGGGUUUACAAAUAUAAAUAUCCAGGGAACCUAAAAGAAAAACAAAGUUGUGUGGGUGCUAAGAUUUUCUUUUAUUUUGGUCGAUACACAAACGGAAAUAUUAAUAAGCAAAUUUCCGAUUACAAGUGGCUGGAUAGAAAUGAAUUAAAAAAUGAGUUACAUAAUGGUUAUUAUGAGAGGUUAUCACAAUUUUUAAUAGAUGAAAAUUAAUUUAUUUAAAGUUAAAAGUGAUAAUUCAUUUAAAGAUGUAUGUUUGGUUGCAUACAUUUUGACAUUUAAUUAAUUUUUUUAAUAAUCUUACAAUAUUCUUGAAGGGUUGAGUAAUAAAAGAUUAUUUAAACUCAAAUAGAAAAAUUUUUUAUAUUUUUAA
Molecule: messenger RNA, 1004 nt
Organism: Onthophagus taurus
Lineage: Eukaryota; Metazoa; Arthropoda; Insecta; Coleoptera; Scarabaeidae
Gene: mRpL46
Product: mitochondrial ribosomal protein L46
Cellular component (GO): mitochondrial large ribosomal subunit
Molecular function (GO): structural constituent of ribosome
Source: RefSeq, a predicted model, not a curated record